This is a messenger RNA of Hyposmocoma kahamanoa, 1302 nucleotides long. It is a transcript of the gene Rtc1, whose product is annotated as probable RNA 3'-terminal phosphate cyclase-like protein. Gene Ontology annotation, biological process: endonucleolytic cleavage of tricistronic rRNA transcript (SSU-rRNA, 5.8S rRNA, LSU-rRNA); ribosome biogenesis. NCBI's taxonomy places the organism in Eukaryota, Metazoa, Arthropoda, Insecta, Lepidoptera, Cosmopterigidae. The coding region runs from base 80 to 1225 and encodes 381 amino acids. Gene Ontology annotation, molecular function: RNA endonuclease activity. The transcript is spliced from 6 exons. The record is from RefSeq and is a predicted model, not a curated record. Gene Ontology annotation, cellular component: nucleolus.
UUACAGUUUACUUACAUUUGCAUCGCACCCACAAGGGUAUUUUGUGGUUUAAUGUAGAUUUUAGUUCUUAUUACUAAAAAUGCCUGCAGUCAUGGAAAACGACGUACUUAAAUAUAAGGGCAGUAACUACUUCCGACAACGUUUACUUCUCUCUACACUGAGUGGUCGUGCAAUAAAGAUUGAGGAUAUUCGAAGUACACACGACGAUCCAGGCCUAAGGGAGUACGAAGUAAAUUUAAUAAGGCUGUUGGACAAGGUUACGAACGGUACUAGAGUGGAGCUGAGUGAGACGGGCACGUCUUUGUAUUUCCAACCGGGUAUUUUGAUCGGUGGGCAGGUGAUCCACAGUUGCUGUACACAAAGGGGUAUAGGAUACUACUUAGAAAUUCUACUGGCUUUAGGCCCGUUCUGUAAGGAACCUUUAAAUACAGUCUUGCAAGGUGUAACACAUAGUGAUCUGGAUGUCUCUGUAGACAAGAUCAAGGCUGCUGCUUUACCUAUGCUGUUGAAGUUUAUACUUGUCGAUGAUGGAUUGGAGCUCAAGGUUAUUAGAAGAGGAGCGCCACCACUUGGCGGGGGCGAGGUAGUAUUCAAAUGCCCAGUCCGCCGGCACCUGCGGCCAUUGCAAUGGACAAAAUGGGGACUGGUGAAGCGGAUACGUGGAGUUGUAUAUGCUCUGCGAGUCUCGCCGACAAUGGCUAACAGAGUUGUAGAAUCUGCUAAAGGUGUAAUGCUUAACUUCUUACCAGAUGUGUACAUAAACACAGACCAGUGCCGCGGGCCCAACGCGGGCAAGAGUCCCGGCUUCGGUAUCAGUCUCGUCGCUGAAACUAACGAAAAAACCUUCUAUUGUGCUGAAGCUAAAUCUGUAGAUGCCGGCUCCGGCGAGAUCACACUUCCCGAGGACUUAGGCCACGAGUGCGCACAUAAGCUGCUAGAUGAGGUAUACCGCGGCGGAGCUGUUGAUUCGUCCUUCCAGUGGCUACUCGCGCUGUGGAUGUCCUUGGGACAGAAGGACGUUAGCGAAUGUAUAGUGGGUCCUCUAUCAGACUACACUAUAGCUUUCCUCCAACACCUAAAGGAGUUCUUCGGCGUCAUGUUCAAACUGGAAGUUCAGAGAACCGAUGAUGUCGACAGCGACUACGAAGAAACGGCCUCCGCGCAAAAGGUCAAAUUGACGUGUGUGGGCAUUGGAUAUGUUAAUAUUAGCAAGAGAACUUUAUAAAUAAACGUAAAUAAUUUACAAUAGUAUCUUGCAUUUAUUUUAUACCUAACUAGCAAUGGCGAGGCGUCCACAUAACU